UGACCGCACGCACCGCACGAAUCUCGAGGCGAGCGAUUCGUUUCCACUCGCCCCACUCAGACCGCCCGAGCUCGCCGCCGGGAAACCAAUGGCCGCCGCCACCGUCGCAGCCUCCUCCCGCUUCGGCCCCGCCCACCUGCUUCCCCGCUCCCGCAGGAAGGGGAGGGCCCCCGCGCCGAGCGCGCGCGCCACGGCCUGCGGAGCCGUCGGGCGAGGCCGCCGGCUGCGCUGCGAGUUCGUGGCCGGCGGCGGGAACGGCGCGCUCUCCGGGGAGGACGACCCGCGCCUCAUAGACCGCCAAAAAGCUCUUGAUGCAGCCAUGAAUGACAUAAACAGCUCCUUUGGAAAAGGCAGUGUUACAAGAUUAGGAAGCGCGGGUGGUGCCUUUGUUGAGACAUUUCCAAGUGGCUGCUUGACACUAGAUUUUGCCUUGGGUGGUGGCCUUCCAAAAGGAAGAGUAGUAGAGGUGUAUGGUCCAGAAAGCAGUGGAAAGACUACUCUAGCGCUGCAUGCCAUUGCUGAAGUACAGAAAUUGGGAGGCAAUGCCAUGCUUGUGGAUGCAGAGCAUGCUUUUGAUCCAGCUUAUUCUAAAGCACUUGGGGUAGAUAUUGAAAAUCUGAUUGUAUGCCAGCCAGACAAUGGAGAGAUGGCACUAGAAAUUGCGGACCGCAUGUGCAGAUCUGGAGCUAUCGAUCUCAUCUGUAUUGAUUCAGUGUCAGCUCUCACUCCGCGUGCAGAAAUUGAAGGUGAGAUAGGGAUGCAGCAGAUGGGUUUACAAGCACGUCUAAUGAGUCAAGCAUUGAGAAAGAUGUCAGGCAAUGCCUCAAAGGCUGGUUGUACUCUUAUGUUCUUGAAUCAAAUAAGAUACAAGAUUGGAGUAUUUUAUGGUAAUCCUGAAGUCACUAGUGGAGGGAUAGCUUUGAAAUUCUUCGCAUCAGUUCGACUAGAGAUACGGCCCAUUGGCAAGAUAAAAUCUGCCAAGGGAGAUGAAGAUGUGGGUGUGAAGGUUCGUGUCAGAGUGCAGAAGAGUAAAGUCUCCAGACCCUACAAGCAAGCUGAAUUUGAGAUCAUCUUUGGGGAGGGCGUUAGUAAACUGGGAUGUGUUCUUGAUUGUGCUGAGCUGAUGGAAGUCGUUGCAAAGAAAGGCUCAUGGUAUAGCUACAAAGAAAUGAGAUUGGGUCAAGGCAGAGAAAAAGCACUGCAGUAUCUCCGAGAGAGCCCUACCAUCUGUGAUGAGAUAGAAAAGGCUGUUCGAGCCAUGAUACCAGAAGGAGCAAGACAUAUGAGCCUGCUCGCUUUCGGGCGGUCAUCAUUGACCGAAGAAGAACAAGUAGACGAUGAGUGAUGGAUGCAUCUAAUUUUGAAGAUGAAAGUGCUGAGCAAUUCCAAGCUUUUGGGUCCCCUGGUGAACGGAGAAGACCAAGAGUGGCUCUUUCUUGAACUAAUCAAGCAUUGCAUUGCUGGUAGUGGUAGGGAGUUGGGAUUCCUUAAGAGUUUGAUUUGUGAGCAAUCAUUUGCUGCAACAGCAUUGUGAUGACAUAUGUACCGUUGUUGGUAUGCACUUGGUGUAAGGAAAAGGUCACUGAUUCUCAAUCAAUGAAGCUUCAAUUUCUGUCAA
Messenger RNA from Oryza sativa Japonica Group (Japanese rice), 1618 nucleotides. RefSeq names its product DNA repair protein recA homolog 1, chloroplastic. Gene Ontology annotation, biological process: DNA repair. The record is from RefSeq and is a predicted model, not a curated record. Gene Ontology annotation, molecular function: ATP hydrolysis activity; ATP-dependent DNA damage sensor activity; ATP binding. Lineage: Eukaryota; Viridiplantae; Streptophyta; Magnoliopsida; Poales; Poaceae.